AUGACUGUCAUGGAUGCCACGAAAGAGGAGGGGGACUUCACCAACCUCUACGUGAAGUGCUUUCCACCGCACUUCAAAGAGCAGGACCUCUGUGAGCUCUUCAGUGGCUUUGGGCCCAUCCAGGCGGCCAAGGUCAUGACAGACAAUCGCGGCCGAAGUUUUGGCUUCGUAAAUUUCGAGCAAUCGAAAGACGCCAAAGAGUGCGUGCGGCUCAUGCACUGCAAAGACUUGCGGACGCGGAAGGAGCUCAAAGAGGCGAAAAAGCUGGAAGCAGAGGGGAAGGCUCCCCCUAUCAGGAGGGACGUGGAUGGUCACCCAGAGCACCUCCUCUAUGUCAGCCGUGCGCAGAAACGCGAAGAGAGGGAAGCCAUGUUCCAGAAGCAGUUUGCGGACAAAGGACUGGGGCGCGGAAAUGGAGGAAUUUCCAAAGGAAAAGGUAAAGGUGAUGGCAAAGGUGACCUCUUCAACGAAGGUGGCGCGCUGAAUCAGUCUCUGGGCAGCGAUCCCUUCGAGGAUCUGACGAGUGGGGAUGCCGCCGAGGGCAUCUCCAUCCCGUUUCCUGCCUCGCCUCCUGCGUGGCAGCAGCCGUCGCAGUAUGCCUACGGGAGUGGCAACUGCCAAGAAUCGCACAGCCAGAGCUUCCGCUACACAAACGGUCACAACCACGACGGCUUCUCAGGCUCCGCAGGAGGCGGCUGGUCGGCACCGGAAGCGGCGUCCACGAAUUGGCAGGGCCCGAACUGGCCUGCAGGCAGCUCGUGGGAACAAGGGUCGUGGUCUGGUUGGAGAGCCGACAAUCUCGCGAUGUCGGAUAGUGGCAGUGGCUCAUACUGUGGAGCUGCUUACAGCGGAUGUGAUGGAUACGAAAGCCCUUAUAGCGGAAGUGGCCUGUCUUACCCGGGCCCGCUACCCUCUCAGUUUUGA
Symbiodinium necroappetens is the source of this 924-nucleotide messenger RNA. NCBI's taxonomy places the organism in Eukaryota, Dinophyceae, Suessiales, Symbiodiniaceae. The record is from the annotation of a GenBank genome assembly.